This is a messenger RNA of Prunus armeniaca (apricot), 333 nucleotides long. The record is from the annotation of a GenBank genome assembly. Lineage: Eukaryota; Viridiplantae; Streptophyta; Magnoliopsida; Rosales; Rosaceae.
AUGUCGAAUCUAGCCCGCGGGGUCUCCGCUUUCCGGCUAAGCAAGGAUAAAGGAGUAGCGGAUCCCUUUGUCUGUCGCAUGAUACCGGGGAGGCUUCUUUUUAGCACCGGUAGCUAUGGAGUCAGUCGGGGUAGUCACUCCCAAGAGAAGGUAAAGAUGGGAUCGUUUGUAUGCGCCAUACCUAUAAGAGGGAGAGAAGGUCGAACGCUAAUUCCUGAUGAAGGGCGGAUGAAUGAACACAAGACUUUGAAGACCAGACCUCAGGAAAGCGGACGGGAACAACAACGACGUAGUGACGUUGGACUAAAUACGAGAUUUCGCUUAAGUACAUAA